AUGGCGUACAACGCAAUCUUUGCUUGUGGCUUCAAUGCCUUCGGCCAGCUCUCUUCCGAGUCGGACAAAGACAUAGCGGAGCCCAAGGAGCUCGUUACCUUCGAGCAUGCAGUCAACACCAGACUUCUUUUCGCUGGUUGGAGCGAGACAACCUUCUACCAGCAUAGCAAGGGUAGGGAGAACGGUCGAAUCAUGAGACUUGGUAAUACCAAGAUCGUCCAAGAAGCGCCGUUGUUCGAUUUGACCGCCGGAUUCGGAGACCACAAUGGUCUUCUCGGUGUGCUUAGUCGCAAAGGAGGUGUUGCAUUUACGGAAGAGAAUCAGGUUGAAGCGCACACAGCAACAGCAGACGCGCUUUCAGACGAAGAGGCACCUGGUAUCGCAUACUUGGCUGUAGCAGGCAACGGCCAUGUCGCUGUGGUCCUCUCAUCGGCCAGUUCGCCCAGGAACAGCAUUCUGGAGUUCAAAUCCUUCGACAAGUUUCGGCAAUGGUUUGACGAUGAAGUCAACGAUCUUCACGGACCCAGCUUCAGUCAUACCGUACGAGGACGUGUAGCUCAAUUGGUCGCCAAUGUCACUGGCUUCGUAUGUCUGACGCAAGAGGGCAACGUGUAUACCUGGGGAGAUGCAAGACAUAGCUCGCUAGGUCGCAGCGUCACCCAGACAGAAGCCAAAAGUCCAGGUCUCGUUGAAUCUCUCGCUGGCAUCCGGAUCAAGAAGAUUGCGUCCGAUGGCUGGAUGACAGCAGCAUUGUCGGAAGAUGGUGCAGCAUAUCUCUUCGGCACAGGAACACCUGGAACUCAGCACUUGUUAUCAUGUCUUCAAGAAUUGGACUCGACGGGGGCAGCUCUGGUUGAGAUUGAGCAGGGUGGAGAUCCUCUGGACUUCCUGGAUGUCGCUGUUGGUGAUGGACAUGUUGUGCUACUGGCCCAUGAUGGACGUGUCUAUGCUGCCGGUGACAACCGCAAUGGUCAACUGGGCCUUGGACAGAAGGCCUCGAGCUAUAUCAAAGACUGGCGAGAGGUCAUCAUUCCAGAUGGACGUCGGUGCGGUGCAGUAUAUGCAGGCCCAAAGUCAUCAUUCUUCCAGAUCGUUGAAACUUGA
This is a messenger RNA of Aureobasidium musti, 1104 nucleotides long. Lineage: Eukaryota; Fungi; Ascomycota; Dothideomycetes; Dothideales; Saccotheciaceae. The record is from the annotation of a GenBank genome assembly.